AUGCUGAAAGUCAAUAGCAUAUCAUUAAAUCAGGAUGCAUCAUGUCUAUCUGUUUCACUGGACAAUGGAUACAAAAUCUUUCAAUUGAAUCCUUUGAAGUUGAGAGCUCAAAGAAAAUUUAAGAAUGAAGGAUUUUCGAUAGUGCAGAUGCUUUAUAGAAGCAAUAUUCUACUGCUGGUGGGAGGUGGGAACAAUCCAAAAUAUCCAUCAAAUAAGCUCAUUGUUUGGGAUGAUGUGAAGGAAAAACCUGUCCGCGAGCUUGAGUUACACUUUGAAAUUAAAGGAUUAUCGUUUAAUGGUGAACAUUUGGUUAUUGCUACUGCUUCAAAACUCUUUUUGUAUCAUUUUACCCAUGCUAUGAAAUUACUUAGGACUAUAGACACCCAAAACCCUAAAGGUUUAUGUUCUAUGGUGACCACGAAGGAAAAAACCGCGGUGGUUUUUCCCUCGAAAAAAAUCGGACAAGUCCAGAUUUUAUUUUUGCUAAAAGAGCUUAUCAACACGAGCAUUAUUUCAGCACAUGACAGCGAAAUUUCUUGUUUAGGUAUAUCUAAAUCGGGUUCCAAAGUUGCCUCUUCAUCUUCCUCUGGUACCCUUCUUAGAGUAUGGAAUGCAGAAACAGGAGAAAAGGUAUCUGAGUUUCGAAGGGGCUAUCAGUAUGCAUCUAUUAGCCAAUUGGCAUUUUCACCUGAUGAAUUACUAUUGGCAUGUGCUAGUACGAAAGAGACUUUGCACGUAUUCUCGUUACACGGGAGUCCCAAUGCCAAGAGGAGUAUAAAGCCUCCAAUCCCCGAUCCUCAGGACACACAUGAACUACUUUCACCAAGAAAUGAAUCACUCCGUCAGACACAUUGGAAAAGGAAAAUGCUUAAGUUGAUUGACAAUGGAAAACGUGCCCAUUGGAGAAUCCAGCUGUACCAAUCGAGUCCAGUUCUUCUUCAUUGGCUUGAUGAGAUGACCCUGAUGAUUUGUUAUAGCGACGCUGCAUAUCAGAAACUUCGUCUAACUAUUCAUGAAAUAACGCAACCUGAUGACCAGAUUAUGUCCCAUGCCAAUUAUAGUUAUGAUUAUGUCUUGGAAGCCGAUGGCUCACUCUAA
Molecule: messenger RNA, 1098 nt
Organism: Schizosaccharomyces osmophilus
Lineage: Eukaryota; Fungi; Ascomycota; Schizosaccharomycetes; Schizosaccharomycetales; Schizosaccharomycetaceae
Product: autophagy associated WD repeat protein Atg18c
Exons: 5
Coding region: 1-1098 (365 amino acids)
Biological process (GO): autophagy of mitochondrion; protein lipidation; protein localization to phagophore assembly site
Cellular component (GO): extrinsic component of membrane; cytosol; phagophore assembly site membrane
Molecular function (GO): phosphatidylinositol-3,5-bisphosphate binding; phosphatidylinositol-3-phosphate binding; protein binding
Source: RefSeq, a predicted model, not a curated record